Molecule: messenger RNA, 774 nt
Organism: Caenorhabditis bovis
Lineage: Eukaryota; Metazoa; Nematoda; Chromadorea; Rhabditida; Rhabditidae
Source: the annotation of a GenBank genome assembly
AUGGAAAAUGACUUCAACUGCAGUUUGAGCUAUUUCAUUUUCAAUUCAUUCAAACCCCACGAAUUCUAUUACAAUUGCACAUCCAAUGACAAUGUGGGGGAAAUUCAGAAGCCGUUGGGCAUUUAUUUCAUAUCCAGCGGUCUAUUCAUCCUCAUUCUCUACACGCUGUGUCUCAUUGCGAUGGCCAAAAGCGAUCUGAUGAGAAGCUCGUGCUACAAGAUUAUGAUGCUUCUCGGCAUUCUCGAUAUCAUCUGCACAUUCACUAAUUCGUUGGCCACUGGAUUCUUGGGAUACGAGGGUGCAACGUUCUGCUCUUACCCAAGAUUCAUCUUCGUUAUGGGAUCCAUUGGAUGCGGCUGUUGGAUCGGAUCGUGCCUAAUCUGUGUGAUCCUCGGGAUCAACCGCUGCUGCGAUAUGAACCCCAAUUUAAAAAUUCGAUUCAUUUUCCAAGGAAGCCGCACCUACAUAGUUAUAGGUGUUCGUCCAAUCCAUUCUAAUCUGCUCGGUCAAUUCCGUCGCUUCUUUCAUAAAUGCCUAUAUUCAACUAAUUUUUCACCCGCACUUUUGAUUCUAAUCGGACAACUUGCCUGGCAAUGGAGCAGCGGUUCGGUUUGUGUCGUCUAUCUGAUAAUCAAUCGGACGAUUCGAAAACGCGUCAUAAAUCUUCUGAUUUCCGAAGGAAUCCAAAAAAGAAUCCAUAUCGGCACACUUCAAUCGUCUUCUCUGAAUGCUGCUAGAAGUAGAUCAGGUGCGACAUUGGCCUGGCAGAUCUAA